Messenger RNA from Porites evermanni, 1267 nucleotides. NCBI's taxonomy places the organism in Eukaryota, Metazoa, Cnidaria, Anthozoa, Scleractinia, Poritidae. The record is from the annotation of a GenBank genome assembly.
AUGGCGAGCGGAAGUGAAAUUACUGCUAGAAAGACUGCCGGCUGCCGUCGUUGCGAAGGUUCCCGCCGUAGCGGUCUUGUCUGUGACGUGAAGAAGGCCAUUUUGCUGUUGCAUGUAAAACGUGAGCACACUUGAUCAAAAUAAUGCCAUUUAAACACAUUUUGAGCGAAAUUCUUUAGCACUGUUAACAGUUUAUUCUCAGUAGACCAUUUUUGUCGAAUUUCUAAGCGACUUAAACAAUUUGAACACGGUAUUUAAAUUAAAUUUGUUUGCCUUCUCUAAACAGUUUGACUCGUUAAUCGCCACGGACUCGGUCAACUCGACAAAGAAAGCAACCCAGUAAGUCUUACACGUUUUUUCUUGUGUUUAUUGAUGUGUUUAACAAUUAUGAUAUCGUAGACUUGUUUUGGCAUUAAAUUAAGGUCCAAUGGAUUAUGUCACUCAUCUUUUCUCGAAAUAGCGUUUUUUUUUUACUCGGCUUCUCUUACAAUGUAAUUUUAAUCAAGAGCUUUCAGUAAGGCCAAAAAAAUGUAUCGUCGUUGAGACACAGAACGCUUGCUUCUUGAAACUGCUCAAAAUACAACAUCACGAUUAGUUUAUGCUUGAAUUAGGUGGCAUAUUGCACAUGUACACAUGUACACAUGUACACAAACAUGACUGGACCGCUUUGAUUUGCUUUAGAAAGAUCUGAACUGAUUUAACGGCAAAUCGAUUUAACCGGUUACCAAGGUCGAGAUGAAGUCUUUGUUAUUUUUUUUCGAAUUGUAGGUCUAACAUGGAGUGGACAGAAGACCAUGACCUCUGUCUAUCUCAAGAAAUUUUAUCCCUAGGACCUUUUAAAGCGCAAAAGGGAAGUAUUACGGGAGGAAACAUUUGAGACCAGAUUGCCAAUAAUCUUAACUCAUUGGAAAUUCCAAGGUUUAGAGUUUCAAAGCGUUCAGUGAGAGAGCGGUACACACUUCUCAUUAAAAAGUUAAAGAAAAAGUUAAAAGAAGAGGGGAAAGCAACCGGCAUUGAGACCAGCAUGAGUGAUGUCGAAAAAGCUUUCAAAGAAAUAAUGGAAAAGGAAAGUGAUGCUGAAAACACAGUUGAAAGCAACAAGAAGAAAGCAGACCAUGCUAAAGCUGUGGAGAUGCGGAAGAGAGCAAUGGAGAGCAUUCGCUCAACACAGAAAAGAAAGGAGGGUGAUGAAGUCGACGAUGAAGAGAAUGCUCAAACAAAGCCAAAGAUCACAAGGAGUGGUGGAGAAACAAUUGCAUAUUUUUGA